Molecule: messenger RNA, 707 nt
Organism: Diachasma alloeum
Lineage: Eukaryota; Metazoa; Arthropoda; Insecta; Hymenoptera; Braconidae
Exons: 3
Coding region: 50-643 (197 amino acids)
Source: RefSeq, a predicted model, not a curated record
CAACACGUCCCAUUUUGCCUGACCCUCCCCUAUUGUUAAUCCUUCAGUAAUGAAUGUUUAUCACUCGUUAGAAAGCGUUUCAGUUCCAUCUCGAGUAGUUCAACAUCUUCUAGAGAAGAAACGAAACAUGCACGAAGCCACUCUCAAGGAAAUGCAACAAGAGCUUAUAUCCAUUCAGGAAAAAUGUCGAGAUGAAUUUGAAGCGCUCGGAGAUAAAUUGAAAUCCGAGAUCGAUGAAAUUCGAGGGGAAAUUCGGGGCGUGCAGGAGAAUUUUGAGAGUGAUAUCAAACGAUUCAAUCCUGCCGAACGUCGGAAGGUGGACGUCAGACUGACUGCUCUACUCGCAGCGGAAGAAUGUCUGAUUAAUCAGUUUCACGCAGAAAUACGCAAAAAUGAGAGGAAGCGAACGGCAUCUGUCAGGAAAACAUUCAAAAAAUUCGGGAGAAAAUUGAGGUGCAUUGCACAUGUGCCACCUGGAAGUCUAGAAAUUCCGACGGAUGAGGAAAUUGAAGAAUACAACGAAAAAAUUAGAAGAAAUUGGGCAAUUUAUGAAGAAUUGUGUUCAAUGCUGCAUUUGAGGACAAGUAAUCUAGAAUCAGAGAUACAUGAUUGGCUGGAGGAAAUAAAAAUCUUCAAAUCAUGAGUAUCGUGAACUGGAAAGAAUCUCCGAUUAAUCAAUUUCGUGAAAAAAAUAGGGAAAAAAUAGA